AUGUUCUUGAGCCCUUUUUACCGCACUCGCUGGCGUUCAGGAGAUAUGAUGGAACCUCACCUACGUCCAGAACGCAAACCCAGACGGCCUUUUUCCACGACGCGUGGUCGGCGUAAAUGGCUCUUGGCCGCCACCGCCGGUCAACGUUCAGACAACUGA
Molecule: messenger RNA, 159 nt
Organism: Laccaria bicolor S238N-H82
Lineage: Eukaryota; Fungi; Basidiomycota; Agaricomycetes; Agaricales; Hydnangiaceae
Exons: 2
Coding region: 1-159 (52 amino acids)
Source: RefSeq, a predicted model, not a curated record